AUGAAUAGUACUCAUCUAACAUGUAAUAAUAGUCAAAUUCGUCAAGCUUUAAGCGAAUUAAGUAAUACAAUGGCAACAACAACAAUAGAAACAACGGGAAAAACAGAACAGUCUAAAUCACAAACAAGAUGGGCAGUAAUACUGCAUGAAUUCGAUCAACCAGAAUCAAAAUCACUCACCAAUAUUGAUAAUUCAAGUCGAUCAUUGUUAGAUCAAAGUUUACUGAUAAGCAGUGAUACAUCUGAAGCAGUGACUGUUGAUAGCAUAAACCAGAAGUCAUUAGCGUUAUCAUCAUCAUCACCAUUGAAAUCGCUUACAAGUCAUCCGUAUGAUUCAAUAUUAAAAGAUAAUAAAAGUUUGCCGCCGAUGCCGAUAGAUACGUCUAGUCGUCAUUCUAGUACCGUUGAUACAGAGAAACUAGAAGAAACUGGACAAACAACUGCGCAUUCACCACAUAUACCAAUUGAAGCAUUAAGUAAGCAUCUUGAUAGUCGCUUAUCAUCUAUGAUGUCUGAAUUAAACUGGUCUCAUAAUGAAUUACUUUACAAAUUUGCUCAACUUGAAUGUAAACUUGAUCAAAUGAAUAAACUCUUAGUACAAAUGAAGCAGGAACAUGAUCUGCUGCGAUUGACAUUCACUAGACAUAGGCCUUUUUAA
Trichobilharzia regenti is the source of this 657-nucleotide messenger RNA. The record is from the annotation of a GenBank genome assembly. NCBI's taxonomy places the organism in Eukaryota, Metazoa, Platyhelminthes, Trematoda, Strigeidida, Schistosomatidae.